GGGCUAUUACUUUUGUAUUUGGUGCACGCUUUGCUUAUAAAAGCUUUGAAUCAAUUUUUGGAAAUAAUAGUGAUGUUUAAGAGGUUUCAGAAAAAGAAUCAUGCUUCUUUUGUAAACUAGUUCAGCUUAUGAUACCAAAACAAGACAGAAGGUGGCAGUAAAAAAGCUCUCAAGACCUUUUCAAUCACUUAUUCACGCGAGGAGGACCUACCGAGAGCUUAGGUUGCUUAAGCACAUGAAGCAUGAGAAUGUUAUAGGAUUGCUAGACGUUUUUACACCUGCAACAUCAAUAGAAAAUUUCAAUGAAGUGUAUCUUGUGACAAAUUUAAUGGGUGCUGACCUGAAUAACAUUGUGAAGUGCCAGAAGUUAACGGAUGACCAUAUACAGUUUCUCAUCUAUCAGUUACUUCGAGGUCUUAAGUAUAUUCACUCAGCUGGAAUCAUCCACCGGGACCUGAAGCCCGGUAACCUAGCUGUAAAUGAAGACUGUGAACUGAGGAUUUUAGACUUUGGUUUAGCUCGACAAACUGACGAUGAAAUGACCGGAUACGUUGCGACAAGAUGGUACAGAGCUCCAGAAAUUAUGUUAAACUGGAUGCACUACAAUCAAACAGUUGACAUCUGGUCGGUUGGAUGCAUCAUGGCAGAGCUAUUAAAAGGGAAGGCUUUAUUUCCAGGAAAUGAUUAUAUCGAUCAACUAAAGAGAAUAAUGGAAGUUGUGGGCACACCCAGUUCUGAACUUCUGAAGAAGAUAUCAUCAGAACAUGCAAGAAAAUUCAUUGAAUCUCUUCCACAUAUGCCUCAACAGGAUUUGAAGGCGGUAUUUUGUGGUGCCAAUCCAUUAGCUGUAGAUCUUCUUGAGAAGAUGCUUAUAUUAGACAGCGAUAAAAGAAUCACCGCCUCGGAAGCCCUUGCCCAUCCAUACUUUGUACAGUAUCACGAUCCGGACGAUGAGCCUGAGGCCGAGCUGUACGACGAGUCCAUAGAGAAUAAGGAGCGAACCAUAGAUGAGUGGAAAGAACUUACCUAUGGAGAAGUGAUUAGCUUUAAACCCCCUGACUUAAAAAUGGAUAGCCUGGAGAUAGAACAGUGAAUACCAGCAGCUCUCUCUCGCCUUGCUGCACUAUGAAGACUGUUAAAAUAUAAUCAUUCUAUUUAACCUGUGGUCAGACGUAGAUUUUUACUAUCCAAAGACGUUGGAGAAGAUGUGGAAAAGCAGAUGCAUUAUACAGAAGCCAGACGUUGUCUGUUUGGGGUGGGUUGUUGUUUUUUUUGCCUUGUAAUAUGAAUGUAUUCCCGACUCACAAAGGGUGAUAAAGAACUGCUUUGUUCUGACAAAAUUAUGCACUGAGUUCUGUCGAGCUGUGUGUUCUGCAUGUUUCAUUUUAUCAGUUGUAUUGCCAAAAUAAAGGUGACUUUUAAAAUUAAUUUUAAAAUUGUACAUUUAAAGCAUGAAUGUAUGCAAACACAAACAUAGAAAUCAGUACAAGCAAUCCAUUUAUUUUUUUCUGGCAUUUUAUCUGUCCGUUUUCAUAUUAUUUAUAGUUAGUGCCUUUAUGAUGAGAGGGCGUGUAGUGAGAUAGACAGAAUAUGCAUACGUAGUCAUAUCUGUGGUGGUCUUACAGAUUUACUGGAUGUCUCUCAAGCGAUCUCAACACCAGUUGAAAGUCAAUAAAAAUAAAUCUUUGUCUUCUGUUGCCAUUCAAGUGUCUGUUCUCAUUAUUUUCCCCAUGUAUGUUGUUUUAAUCUGCACAAUACCCAUUUGUGAGACCAUUUUACUGGCUGAUGGUGCUCCUGACCAUGCUGUCAGUGGAGCGCUGCUGAAUUUGCCCAAGUUGACAGGAAGGUGGCCCGAAGGCCCUGCGGCAGAUCUCUGCCAUCUUCUGCAAGCUUCAGCAAAGGCUGGCACUGGCGCCAGUGCAAGAGUGCUCAGUUCAGCUCACAAUUCCUCAUUCUUUUAUUUUCCUUCACAUAGUCCUUGGGAAAAUAAUCUAAUAAUUGCCAUUGGAAGACAGGGCAAAACUAGAUGAUUUAAGAAUUUCUUUGUGGAAAACAAAAUAUCCAUCUCAUCAGAGUUUCCUUUUAAGCAAAAUUUUAAAGGCUUUCCAGCUCUGAAAAGCCGGAAAAUUAAAUAAUAAAUUGUUGGAUAUGUUGGAUACCAAGAAUGUCUUAAAGAAUUAAAUUUAUCCGAUUUCCCCAUUGAAGGCAUAAUACUGAAACAGGAAUAUCCUUUGGCAGGAGCCCCCUUUGGUGUACUGGCUGUGUCUUAUGAUUAUGAUUCAUGGUUGUUCAGUGUUGUUCAUUUUUGUGUCUCUUUCUCACCCUGUCAGAGUUUUAUCUUGGAGAUGGCUUUUUAUAUCAUUUAGGUUUUCUGCAACCUUUGACAUUAAGAUUCAGUUGUACAGCUAUUACAUGAGGUAAUGAACUCUACUGCAUUUAUUUACCCUCCUCUGUAUCUUUUCUAUGUAAAAGAAAAGCUUUUUCUUAAUAAACAGAUUUUAAAAAA
Calidris pugnax (ruff) is the source of this 2506-nucleotide messenger RNA. RefSeq names its product mitogen-activated protein kinase 11 (gene MAPK11). Lineage: Eukaryota; Metazoa; Chordata; Aves; Charadriiformes; Scolopacidae. The transcript is spliced from 12 exons. Gene Ontology annotation, molecular function: MAP kinase activity; ATP binding. Gene Ontology annotation, cellular component: nucleus; cytoplasm. The record is from RefSeq and is a predicted model, not a curated record. Gene Ontology annotation, biological process: protein phosphorylation; intracellular signal transduction. The coding region runs from base 236 to 1093 and encodes 285 amino acids.